Messenger RNA from Entamoeba invadens IP1, 1446 nucleotides. Its product is annotated as importin subunit alpha, putative. Gene Ontology annotation, molecular function: nuclear import signal receptor activity. The transcript has a single exon. NCBI's taxonomy places the organism in Eukaryota, Evosea, Mastigamoebida, Endamoebidae. Gene Ontology annotation, cellular component: nucleus. The coding region runs from base 1 to 1446 and encodes 481 amino acids. The record is from RefSeq and is a predicted model, not a curated record. Gene Ontology annotation, biological process: NLS-bearing protein import into nucleus.
AUGUAUCGGAAGUACGACACUUCACUCGCAGCCCAAUGCUCUUUAAGAAGAAAUCAAACUGAAAUUGACCGCCAUGGCCGCCGCGAAGAUCUUUUGAUGAGCCGCCGCGAAAUAAAGAGUGAAGACAACAAUUCUGUUGAUUACAGUGAGAGUCAUAUCACAAACGUGUUACGAGGGUUGGUCAACUGUAAUGGUGAGAAAUUUAACGAGUAUUUAUUUGAAUUUAAAACGAUGUGUGAGAACGUCCGGAGCACUUGUAGUAAUGUAGACAUGUUCUACGAGAAAGUGCAAAAUAGUCUGACCGUCAAAAGAUUGUUACAAGUGCUGACCACUGCAGACACAGAAAUGACGAAAAACGUCAUCAUAUCAGUGUUCAUUAACUUGACAUUUUCACAGGCGUGUCUCAAACAAAUGUUGGACAAUCAACUUGAGUACAUUGUCUUACCACUGCUCUCCACACCUCAUCAAACUAACGUCUUGUGGCUGUACGCUAAUUUAUCCGGUGAAAAUGCCGAAACGCGAGAUUCAGUGUACUCGGCUACGAAAGAGACACUGCUCCAAAUGUACCAAACGGACUGUUUAAAGGCAAGUUCAGUUGAAUUGAUUCGACUCAUAUCCAAUUUCUGUCGAUUCAAGCCUCAUAUCAGCUUUGAAGGGUUUGACGGGUUUUUCAAAAUCUUGAUGGACAGUCUGCGAGUAUCAAAUGACAACGCAAAAUGCGUGUUAAGUGCUUUUUUGAAUUUGGUAGAUUCUGAUGAGGCUGUACAUCGGUAUGAAAGUAACAUCUUGUCCGUCAUCGUGUACGGUAUCAACAACAGUGAUUUGGAACUCUUCGACAUUAUUGUCAAUUUCAUUGGAGACAUUGUAUAUCGUACAGACAACUAUAUCGAUACAUUUAUUCAGAGGGAAUUGAUGGAACGAAUGAUUACAGCAUUACAAGUUGGCGAUGAGAAUGUAUCAAAGGAUGUCUUGUGGUGUUUAUCGAAUAUUGUUGCUUCAAACUUGACAUCUGUUCACAACAAAAUUGAACAAACAGGGAUCGUCAAAUUACUCAUCGAGAUGCUGUUGUGUAACACGACGGCAAACAAGUUGAGAUACGAAGUUGCGUGGUGUUUUGUGAAUAUCUUAUCGAUUUUAGACGAGGAAGAAAUUACUCGUGUUGUUCAACACCAAAACUUUUUUGAAGCAAUGAAGGCAGUGACUUUUAUACAAAUUAAAAGAAAAGACGAGAAAUCGAGUUUGAUGGAGUUCUUUUUACAAAGCGUCAGAAAAAUAUUAACGAUUGGCAACAUCCACUCUGUCAAUGGGUAUAAUAUAUAUGCCAGUAGUAUAGAAGAGAAUAAACUGAGUGACAUCAUUUUUUCGUUCAUUGACGACUGUGAAUUGUCACUCGACGUGAGUGAAGAGGCGAGAGAAAUCACAGAAAAGUACUUUUGUGACAAUUGA